GAAAACGCUAAGUUAGCAGCUGACGCUGAUUUAGCUAGUAACCUAAUUAUUUAUUUCAGCAAAGUACGCCAGCUGUAACAAUGGUGCCAGCUAAUGGAUACAAACUGCUCAGUACUUUGCACAGCCAGAAUAGGCCGAUAUUUCUGUGUCCUGUUAUCUUAUAUUUCGCAAAAAGCUAUUGUCAUUUCCUGACAUCACUUGCUUUGAAUAUAGCCCUGACAGGAGACAAAAGAUAGUGACAUGGCAGAGAUGGAGGAAGACGUUGGGGAUUUGCCAGCCAGAGAAGAUGACAAUGACUCGGACAGAGAUGAAGACGACAGAUUGUUUGCUUGGAUGGUGAAUGAUGUGGAUGAAGAAGAAGAAGAAGAGGAGGUGGAGGAAUUAUUUGAGUUGGAUAUUCCAGCAGAGCGCAGUGGGCAUAUAGCUGUGGUUCAUAGAAACCUCAUGUAUGUGUGGGGUGGAUACAGGAAUGCUCAAAACCACGGAUUCUUUGACUUGUAUCUGCCGAGAAAUGAGAUCUGGACCUACAACAUGGAGUCAGGAGUAUGGACAAAACAUACAGCUGGAGGUAACCUGCACACAUCCAUGUCGGGCAGCUGUGGGGUGUGUGUUGAUGGAGUUCUUUACCUAUUUGGAGGUCAUCAUGCCAGGGGAAACACAGACAAGAUCUACCGCCUUCCACUCAGUGCUCCUAGGCUUGUUUGGGAGGAAAUGAAGAAUCUCAAAGGACUUCCUCCAUCCUGCAAGGACAAGUUAGGGUGCUGGGUUCACAAGAACAGGUCAGAGGUGGCUGUUUUUUUUUUUAAUUUUUAUUUUUUUCUUUUCCUCCUGAAUUUGAAUGUUUAUUAAGUGUUGCUGUGCUAU
Molecule: messenger RNA, 864 nt
Organism: Monopterus albus (swamp eel)
Lineage: Eukaryota; Metazoa; Chordata; Actinopteri; Synbranchiformes; Synbranchidae
Product: kelch domain-containing protein 2-like
Exons: 5
Coding region: 241-849 (202 amino acids)
Molecular function (GO): protein binding
Source: RefSeq, a predicted model, not a curated record